UGCGCGUUAUUUCCGGAAAGCGUGCGGGGCGCGCUCCGAGGGCCGGCGCGUCGCCGUGCGUCACUCCAGGCUUUCAGCGCAGGCGCCAGCUUUGCGACCGCCGCGCAGCUUUGCGACCGCAUAGCACACUCAUCUUUACCCACGCUUGGCAGCAUGGUCCGCUGCCAAGAGUCCGCCUCGAGUGCUUUCGAGCUAGGACGACCCUGCACGCUCAGCCCAAUGGACGACUGUAUUGAUAUCAAUGGUAUUGACUAUGUAUAUGCAUGGACUGUCUUGACGCAGGUCGUCACGCCGGAGCCGCUAAAUCCGUCCUCGACUGUAGCUCGUUCCACUCGGCAAUUGCCUUGUCGUAGGCGGUGA
This is a messenger RNA of Saprolegnia parasitica CBS 223.65, 360 nucleotides long. RefSeq lists its product as hypothetical. The record is from RefSeq and is a predicted model, not a curated record. The annotation marks the transcript as partial. The transcript has a single exon. Lineage: Eukaryota; Oomycota; Saprolegniomycetes; Saprolegniales; Saprolegniaceae.